Striga hermonthica is the source of this 2679-nucleotide messenger RNA. Lineage: Eukaryota; Viridiplantae; Streptophyta; Magnoliopsida; Lamiales; Orobanchaceae. The record is from the annotation of a GenBank genome assembly.
AUGGUUUCAUCUGUCGCAGUCGAUACAAUGCAGGAUGUGUUGAGGCAAAGUCGAUAUCAUAUGAAGAGAUGUUUUGCUAGGUUAACUGGUUCUGGAAAAAGGCUGAUGAAGUUCCAGCACGUCAAGGAUGAAAUCGAGCAAACCAUUGAUGAUAAACUGGAAAGAUCAAAGAUUUUGGAAGGUUCACUGGGUGACAUAUUGAGUUCAACACAGGAAGCAGCUGUUGUGCCACCUUAUGUUGCUUUCGCAAUAAGGCACGAUCCCGGGCUUUGGGAUUAUGUCAAGGUAGAUGCCGAGAGUCUCUCUGUGGCUAAAAUCACAUCUACUGAGUACUUGAAGUUCAAAGAAAUGAUCUUUGAUGUCAACUGGGCAAAGGAUGAAAAUGCCUUGGAGAUUGAUUUUGGAUCAUUUGAUGUUGGUACACCAAAGCUAGCCGUAUCAUCUUCUAUUGGGAAUGGACUCGGCUACAUAUCAAAGUUCAUGACCAAAAUGCUUAGUGGGCAAACUGAGAGUGCAAAACCGUUGAUCGAUUAUUUACUUACUCUUGAACGUAAUGGAGAGAAACUUAUGAUCAAUGAGACUCUUAAUACAACCGCAAAGCUUCAAGCAGCACUGGUAAUCACAGAUGUAUUUGUAUCUGCUCUUCCAAAGGACACUCCUUACCAGAAUUUUGAGCAAAGGCUUAAAGAAUGGGGCUUCGAGAAAGGGUGGGGUCAUAAUGCCGAAAGAGUUAGACAAACAAUGAAGAUACUUUCUGAAAUACUUCAAGCACCGGAUCCUAUAAAUAUGGAAGCAUUUUUCAGUCGGCUUCCAGUUAUUUACAACAUCGUUAUCUUCUCUGUUCAUGGCUACUUUGGCCAAGCUGAUGUCCUUGGUUUGCCCGACACCGGAGGCCAGGUGGUUUACAUUCUUGAUCAAGUUAGAGCCUUGGAAGAAGAAUUGCUUUUCAGAAUAAGACAGCAAGGGUUGAAUGUCAAACCUCAGAUUCUUGUGGUGACUCGUCUAAUCCCAAACGCAAAAGGGAACAAAUGCAACCAAGAGAUGGAGCCUAUAGUUAACACCAUGCAUUCUCACAUCCUGAGGGUCCCAUUUAAUACCGAGAAAGGAGUUUUAGGACCAUGGGUCUCCAGAUUUGACAUAUAUCCUUACCUCGAGAAGUUUUCUCAGGAUGCUACCAUGAAGAUUCUUGAGCUGAUGGAACGUAAACCAGACCUUAUAAUUGGGAACUAUACGGAUGGGAACUUAGUGGCUUCUUUAGUGAGCAGCAAACUCGGAGUGACUUUGGGAACAAUUGCUCAUGCUUUGGAGAAGACUAAAUAUGAAGAUUCAGAUGUGAAGUGGAGGGAUUUAGACUCAAAAUACCACUUUUCAUGCCAGUUUACAGCCGAUAUGAUAACAAUGAAUGCUGCUGAUUUCAUAAUCACCAGUACAUAUCAAGAAAUUGCAGGAAGCAAGAAUCGGCCUGGGCAAUACGAAAGCCAUGUGGCAUUCACGAUGCCAGGGCUACACAGAGUGGUUUCAGGCACAAAUGUGUUUGAUCCAAAGUUCAAUAUCGCAUCCCCUGGAGCUGAUCAGUCUGUAUAUUUUCCGUUUAGCGAGAAACAAAAACGACUCACGAAAUUUCAGCCUGCCAUUGAGGAGCUUCUCUACAGCAAGCAAGAGAAUGAGGAGCAUAUUGGGUUCCUUACAGACAGAAAGAAACCAAUAAUCUUCUCAAUGGCAAGACUCGACACCGUGAAAAAUAUCACGGGACUAACUGAAUGGUAUGGUAAAAACAGACGACUAAGGAACCUAGUCAACCUCGUGAUUGUGGGUGGAUUUUUUGAUCCGUCCAAAUCCAAGGACAGGGAAGAAAUGGCUGAGAUCAAGAAAAUGCAUUCCCUAAUCGAGAAAUACCAACUGAAGGGGCAGAUGAGAUGGAUAGCUGCUCAAACUGAUAGAUAUAGAAACAGUGAGCUUUAUCGUUGUGUGGCCGACACAAAAGGAGCUUUCGUGCAGCCCGCGCUGUAUGAAGCUUUUGGCUUGACAGUUAUUGAGGCCAUCAACUGUGGGCUGCCCACUUUUGCCACGAAUCAAGGGGGGCCCGCCGAGAUUAUAGUCGAUGGGGUCUCGGGCUUCCAUAUCAAUCCUAACAACGGGGAUGAGUCAAGCAACAAGAUUGCUGAUUUCUUCGAGAAAUGUAAAAGUGAUGGCAGGUUUUGGAAUAGGAUGUCGCAGGCGGGACUUAAGCGGAUAGAGGAAUGCUAUACAUGGAAGAUAUACGCGAACAAGGUUUUGAAUAUGGGGUUAGCUUAUGGAUUCUGGAGAGUGUUGAAUAACGAGAAAAAACAAGCAAAGCAAAGAUAUAUUGACAUAUUCUACAAUCUGCAGUUCAGGAAGCUGGCCAAGGAUAUAGCUAUUCCGACUGAAAGUAAAGAGUCAGUACCACCCAAGCAGACUCCUGAGUCCCGAGAACCAGAAUUAGCACCAGCACCCAAAUCGACUCCUAAACCGGAGCCACAAAGUUCGCUCAAACCAGCAAUAAGGACCAAAGGUGAUAAACGAGGAGACUGGAUUCAGAAGGUUGAUGAGUCGAGACUAAUGAGUCGAACGCCUUGUGUAUGCCACUGGUUUUGUCUGUGCAUUUCGUGCUCAAUUGUUAUUUACUCAAUGCUGAAGAUAUAUGGGUUUUUCAAGUGA